UAUUACCCACAGCGGUAACAUAACAUUCUAUAAAAGAAGAAGAAGACUGUGUAAGCAGAGCUGUUACGUUAAGUGACCUGCCGAUGUGCUUCAAUGAUAAAUAGAUUUCUGUUGGAAAACGACCGUUUUUCAAACUCGCCUUUUGUCUGUUUCAGAAUAGAGCAAGGUAACUGAUCGGUCCUCUUGGCUGAUGUGAAUAUGCCUGCUGGUGUGUCAUGGCCUCGGUACCUGAGGAUGUUUGGUGCCAGUGUACUAUCUAUGUUUGUUGGAGCAGAGGUUGUCCAUCAGUACUACAGACCCGAUCUGACUAUUCCAGAAAUCCCUCCCAAACCUGGUGAAUUGAGGACUGAACUGCUGGGAUUUAAAGCCAGAGAAGAGGCUGCUGCCGUUGCUGCCCCAAAGACAGUGACCCUUUCCGUUGACUGAUUACAUUUUUGUACAGUAUCUAACUCUAGAGCAAUCCUUGUACAUAUUGCACAUGUUUAAAAACCACAAAGGGACAAAUGUGAAUAAGAAAAGUUGGAUGGACAUGUGCGUAUCACAUUUGUUAUGAAACGAAUGUGGUAUAAAUUGACGUGUGCCAAUUCUAUUCAAAGUUACUCCAGGCAAUGAUGUGUUCACAUGGCUGGAUGGCGCUUCAGGCUCCUCAGACUAUAACAAGAAAUUGAACCUUUAUUUAACUAGUCAAGUUAGUUAAUAACAAGUUCUUAUUUACAUUUAGGUCAGGAGCCUACAAUUGUGUUUAUCGAACCUAUUGUCAUGGAGAACUCAUGAGGUCUUGAGUAUGGGACAACUUGCAGAGCAGACACCCUUUUGCUGUUCUUGAUGCGAGAGCCAUAGCAAAGUGAGCUCAAGUUUUAACCAUGUUGUCUGAUGGAUCACUAAUGCAACUUCUGCGCAGACUAGUAUGAGUAUGUCAGAUACUGUAUGUAUGUAACUGUUCAUUGGGUUUUUAAUCAACAGAUGUGAAUCAAAUGUUUGUGUUUAUGCUUUUAAUAGACUUAUGUUGGGUCCACACGCAACAACAAAAAAUAUAGAUAUAUCCAAAUCUGAAUUUCAUUAUUUAUUAAUGAAUAAACUUUUAAAUUAU
Messenger RNA from Oncorhynchus keta (chum salmon), 1090 nucleotides. Its product is annotated as protein brawnin. Gene Ontology annotation, biological process: mitochondrial respiratory chain complex III assembly. Lineage: Eukaryota; Metazoa; Chordata; Actinopteri; Salmoniformes; Salmonidae. The coding region runs from base 199 to 426 and encodes 75 amino acids. The transcript has 3 exons. The record is from RefSeq and is a predicted model, not a curated record. Gene Ontology annotation, cellular component: mitochondrion.